Messenger RNA from Kwoniella mangroviensis CBS 8507, 333 nucleotides. RefSeq lists its product as uncharacterized. The transcript is spliced from 2 exons. The record is from RefSeq and is a predicted model, not a curated record. Lineage: Eukaryota; Fungi; Basidiomycota; Tremellomycetes; Tremellales; Cryptococcaceae. Bases 1 to 333 code for a protein of 110 amino acids.
AUGUCUCAAACAGUCAAACGAUCCCUCUCAUCUUCCCCAACUCCUUCCCCAUCCCCGUCUCCUCCGAUCACACCCAAGAAACCCAAAACCAAAAAAGGAAUCAACACCACUUCUCCUCCCAAGCAAUCACCCCGAACCAAGUCAACCACUCAAUCAAGUUGGACAAACGAGAAGGAAAAUGCAUUUAUCAAGCGAUUGGUUGAGACAGGAUAUAAGAAUAUGGAUUGGAAAUCGCUCGCUGAAGAGACUCAAAUGACAGAAGAACAAUGUAAGGAUCAAUUAACACCUGGUAGAAGUAAUUUGAGGAAGACAAUCUUGGACAUGUUCAAGUAA